This is a messenger RNA of Echinops telfairi (small Madagascar hedgehog), 3109 nucleotides long. RefSeq names its product WEE1 G2 checkpoint kinase (gene WEE1). The coding region runs from base 13 to 1953 and encodes 646 amino acids. The transcript has 11 exons. Gene Ontology annotation, biological process: mitotic cell cycle; protein phosphorylation. Gene Ontology annotation, molecular function: ATP binding; non-membrane spanning protein tyrosine kinase activity; magnesium ion binding. The record is from RefSeq and is a predicted model, not a curated record. NCBI's taxonomy places the organism in Eukaryota, Metazoa, Chordata, Mammalia, Afrosoricida, Tenrecidae. Gene Ontology annotation, cellular component: nucleus.
CCCAGGACGGCCAUGAGCUUCCUGAGCCGGCAGCAGCCUCCGCCGCCCGGCCGCGCCGGCGUCUCGUGCACCUUGCGGCAGAAGCUCAUCUUCUCCCCCUGCAGCGACUGUGAGGAGGAGGAGGAAGAGGAGGAGGAGGAGGGCAGCGGCCACAGCACCGGGGAGGACUCGGCCUUCCAGGAGCCCGACUCGCCGCUGCCGCCCGCCCGGAGCCCCACGGAGCCGGGGCCCGAGUGCCGCCGCUCGCCCGGCCUGGCCCCCGGCAGCCCCGGGGAGCUGGAGGAGGACAUGCUGCUGCGGGGCGCCUGCCCGGGCGCCGGCGGGGCGGGCGGCGCGGCCGAGGGCGACUCGUGGGAGGAGGAGGGCUUCGGCUCCUCGUCGCCCGUCAAGUCGCCGCCGUCCGCCUACUUCCUGGGCAGCUCCUUCUCGCCCGUGCUCUGCGGCGGCCCCGGGGACUCGCUCCCGCGGGGCUGCGGGCCGCCCCGGGCCGGCGAGGGCCCCUGUUCGCCGCUGCCCGACCACCCGGGCACGCCGCCGCACAAGACCUUCCGCAAGCUGCGGCUCUUCGACACGCCGCACACCCCCAAGAGUUUGCUUUCCAAGUCUCGAGGAAUCGAUCCGAGCUUUGGUAAACUCCGGGGUGGAUCGCUAUUCAUGAGUUCAGAAAGAUCAGGAAAAAGGGAAUUUGACAUGCGACAGACGCCUCAAGUAAAUAUCAAUCCUUUUACUCCGGACUCUCUGCUGCUUCAUUCCUCAGGACAGUGUCGUCGAAGAAAGAGAACGUAUUGGAAUGAUUCCUGUGGUGAAGACAUGGAAGCCAGUGAUUAUGAGUUGGAAGAUGAAACAAGACCUGCCAAAAGAAUUACGAUUACUGAAAGCAACAUGAAGUCACGGUAUACAACAGAAUUUCAUGAGCUAGAGAAAAUUGGCUCUGGAGAAUUUGGCUCAGUGUUCAAGUGUGUGAAGAGAUUGGAUGGGUGCAUUUAUGCCAUUAAGCGGUCCAAAAAGCCAUUGGCUGGCUCUGUCGACGAGCAGAAUGCUUUGAGAGAAGUAUAUGCUCAUGCAGUGCUUGGCCAGCAUUUUCAUGUAGUGCGGUAUUUUUCUGCCUGGGCAGAGGAUGACCAUAUGCUUAUACAGAAUGAAUAUUGUAAUGGUGGAAGCCUGGCUGAUGCCAUAAGUGAAAACUACAGACGCAUGAGUUACUUCAAAGAAGCAGAGUUAAAGGAUCUCCUGUUGCAAGUUGGCAGAGGCUUGAAGUAUAUUCAUUCGAUGUCUUUGGUUCAUAUGGACAUUAAACCCAGUAAUAUCUUCAUAUCUCGCACCUCAAUUCCAAAUGCUGCCUCUGAAGAAGGGGAUGAAGAUGACUGGGCGGCCAACAAGAUUAUGUUUAAAAUAGGUGAUCUUGGACACGUGACAAGGAUAGCUAGUCCGCAAGUGGAAGAGGGUGAUAGUCGUUUUCUUGCAAAUGAAGUUUUGCAGGAGAACUACACCCAUCUACCCAAAGCGGAUAUUUUUGCCCUCGCCCUCACGGUCGUUUGUGCUGCUGGUGCUGAACCCCUUCCCAGAAAUGGAGACCAGUGGCAUGACAUCCGGCAGGGGAGGUUACCCCGCGUACCGCAGGUGCUUUCCCAAGAAUUUACGGAAUUGCUCAAAGUUAUGAUUCAUCCGGAUCCAGAGAGAAGGCCGUCAGCAGCUGCACUAGUAAAGCAUUCAGUUUUACUGUCUGCGUCUAGAAAGAGUGCAGAACAAUUGCGAAAAGAAUUGAAUGCUGAAAAGUUCAAAAAUUCACUUCUACAAAAAGAACUCAAGAAAGCUCAGAUGGCCAAAGCUGCAGCUGAGGAACGGGCACUCUUCACUGACCGAAUGGCCACUAGGUCUACCACCCAGAGUAAUAGAACAUCUCGACUUAUUGGGAAGAAAAUGAACCGCUCUGUCAGCCUUACUAUAUACUGAACUACUCGUGUCCCACCACCCCACAGAAACCGUGACGAGAGGAAGCUAGGUGGAGUGGAAAUCAUUGCUAGAAGCCAGUUUGCAAUGACUGUUGAUUGCUGUCAGUAGUUUUACUGAGAUGCUUCUAGGACUUUGAAGUGUGAAUUACAGUUGGAAGCUAUAUUUGGGCUGUGGUUUACCAGGCUCACUUCGCCUCGUCUUAGCAGGCGGUCUGUCUCUGUAGGUUGUCGGUCACUGUGGGAUGUUCCACCAGCCUUUCCAAGGCUGACCGCUGUGGUGGUUGUGCUACUUAGUGUUUGCUGUCGCAGUGUAAUAAAACAUCUUUCCCUUUAGCGACCCAUCAAAAGGACUCAAGGGCUUUAUUGCAAACAUCACCCCCUUAGAGAAGGGAGGUGCUAAGAGACUCAGUACUACCCAGCCUUCUGUGUGUCGGUCUUCUUCUGUUCUCCUUUUUCUGAUUGUGAACUUGUCUAUCCAACUGGGAGCACUUUGUAGGCAUUGCAUGAACCAUGGAAUGGUAAUUCUGUGGACAUAUGCCUUGUGAAUUUGCUGCUAUUUUAGUUUUGUCUUUGCUGUAAAAUUGUAGCAUUAAACAAUCAUCGUUGUUAAUAGGCUUUCUUUUGAAACAAUUAUGUGAAAUAUAUAAGCUGCUCUCGACAAGCAGCCAUUUGCCUUUUUUUUCCUUUGAAGCUAGUGCAUUGGAAAAAUGCACACACACCCUCCUCCCCCUUUGGAACUCUGUAUUAAUGUAGUAUAAUUAUUAUUGGUUUUGUAAUUUUUUUUAUAAUGUCCUUCCCUGACUCUUUUUAAAAAUCUCUCGUCUCCUCCCAAGUUUUGUACUUGAUUGUAUUAUUACUCUGUUUUUAAAUGUUUUGCUUGUUUUUCCUUCAAUAUUUGUGUAUAUAAACUGAUACUGUAUAUAGUUGUUUGAAAUGCCAGAAUGACUUCUGACUAUUCCAAGUUUUUCAUAAAACAUAUUUUUUAUCUGUGAUUAGCCAUUUGACUAAUAAAUAUUGGCUAACAGAUGUUGAAAAAGUAGAAUUUGACUUAAUGCUGGUUUCCCCAUUAACUUUUGGUUUAAAACGUGUUUGCACUUGUCGGUUUGACUUGUGUCCUAUUAACAUUGAUUGGCAUAUUAAAAGUCACUCUGAGCUUA